CCUGGAAACCAAAGCCUCGCGACGGCCCGAGCAAAGAAGCGAGGCACGUCGGGAUUUGUAGUCCCACGCGGCUCCGUUCCCCUUUAACUUUUGCGCGAGGGUUAAACGGACGGCGAAGGGCGCUGUUCCCAGCGUGCAGCGCGGGCGCGCGGAGCAUGGCGGGAUUUGUAGUGCCGAGUUUCUGUCAGGGCUUCGUCUCUGGGGAGGUCGUGUCGUGAGGGGAGGCUGUUUCUCGUCUCUUAAUGCCACGGCCGCGUCCACCCUGAGUGGACUCACUGGAAUGCGUGCGGCUUACUCGCGAGUAGGCAUGCAUAGGAGAGUAUUUCACAAGGUAGCUGCCACCACAGAAAAGGCUCUCCUGGUUUCCAUAGUUUGGGGCACAAUCAGAAAAGUGCCGGCUGAAGAUAUUGGUGAACGGUGGCAGGUCUAUAUUAAAGAAGGCGUUCUCUCAGAGGACACAAGUAUUCAUCAAGCUGUGACCUGUAAGAGUGAAGAUCCUAUAUUAUAUGGAUUCUAUAACAGAGCAUAAUUUUUAUUUAGAUAAAGUAUGGGUGCAGUGUGAGAACAGCAGCUGUUUAAAAUGGAGACUCUUAUCACAUGAUGAUGCAACGCAUAUUGCUCCUAAUGAACCUUGGUAUUGUUAUAUGAAUCCUGAUCCUUGGUUUAACAGCUGUUCUGUUUCUGAAGAACAUUUUCCAGAGGAGUCUCAGUUUCAAAAACAUGGAUUAAAAUAUGUGUAUUCAAAGCUUCCUCUAGGAAGCUUAGUUUUGGUGAAAAUGUACCGGUGGCCAAGAUGGCCUGCCAUUCUUUGUCCUGAUCCUACAAAUGGACAGUAUGUAACAUACGACUCGGAUGGAGAUGUUGAAAGUCAUCAUGUAGAAUUCUUGGGAAAACCCCAUUCUAGGAGCUGGGCUGCUAUAAAAUAUAUUAGCGUUUAUCCUAGCUCAUUUAAGGCAAAUGUAUACAAGAAGGCGAAAGUCUGGUACGAAAGUGCAUUAGAAGAAGCAAACAAAUUGCUGGCCUGUUCUGCUCAGCAAAGGCUUGAAAUGUGCUACCUCUCAAAAAAGGAUGCAGUAAAGAAUAAAGAAGCCGAAACCAAAUCUAACAUGAUCACUUGCAGAAAAAAUACAAGAACCUGGACAAAAACUUGUGGAAGGGAAAGUAGCUCCACAAUUGGAAGAAAGAAAAGGAAAAUAACAUUAAGAAGUUCAUUUGAAAUAGUGGGCUCAGAAGAUGUAUUGUCAGAUGAAAAUCUAGGUGUUUCUGAGACAGAAAUGAUACUAAAAGAAUUGGACCACAUUCUCAAGCAUGUUGCAGCCCCCUCCUACUCAUCUUUGGCAUCAUUUGUGGAUGGAGAGAACAAUAAUGGGAGAGAAGAGGUAGCUAACUUCUGCCUGGAGUAUACUGAAAAAAGGCCAAUGGAAAUCAACGCCCAAGAGGACUGUAUUAUAAUUGAUGGAAAAGCUUUCAAGGCUGGAGAGUGCAUUGAGAGUAUAACAGACAGGUUUAAGGAAAUAGAGUCUUUAAUGGCUGAAUUCCAAGACAGCUUGUAGCGCUGAUAAGAGAGAACCUAUUAUACUAUUUACAGCUUUAGAGUGCAUUCUUUUUCACAUAUAGAGGGAGAUCCUUAACAGCAGUUCAACAAUAUAGUUACUGUGAAGUUUAACAAUUUUUUUUGGCCUGCUCAUUGAUAAAAUUGAUAUCAAACUUAGUCCGUGUUCAGAUUAAAAACUGGAAUCCAAUAGCACAGUCAUGCACGUUUAGAUGUCUUCCCCUGACAAUUAUUUUCUCUCUCUGGCUUUAAGCAAAUUGUAGAUUUCUAUAAAUCAGAAUGAAAUAAAGAGCUAUUUACUUGAAUGUAGAGAGAUUCUAAGCAUUGUAUUUCUCAGGCUUUCAAAAAAAUAAGAGUUGUUUGCAACUCUUCAGGAAGUCAUAUAAAAAUAUCUUAUAGGAAUUUUUAGCUGGAAAUUUCAGUUUUACAUCCUCAGCCAUAUGGCUUUUCUAGUAUGAACCACUGAUGCCUCCUUUAUUCCAUAUAUAUAAUUACAAUUGGGUUGUUCUCAGUGGGAUUCAUCUGUAGACAACACAGAGGCUGAAUAUUUUGUUUAAAGAUGUGUCCUUUCAUAAAUGGUAGUCAUGCUUUCCAUUUUGGAUAGAUGCUAAAAGUUGCGUAGGAAUAAUUGUGACAAAUUCAUACUGUUGUCUGUAGUAUUAUAAGUAGGAACCAUAGGUCAAUUCACAGUAUCUUUUUUAUGUGUCGAUCUGCAACUCCAUGUAUCACUUGACUCAGCUAAAAAGAUUCAGAAAUAGGUUAAGCCAAGAUGAAGGGAAUUGUGAUGUAAUGACAUAUAACAGUACCCACAGGAUCAGUUCAUUAUGUGAGAUAUAAAUUCGUGAAGACUAGACCACACAAAAUACGGUCACAUGAGCUAUCUUACAUGUCAGUCAUUGGGCCUCCCCAGACUGGUGUUUUACUGUGGUUGCAUUCUGCAAUAUAUUCUUGGCACAAUAAUUGUGCAUUAAUGGUGGAUUUCUUCUGCUUUAGUUUAUUCUGUGAUGCUUCCCCAAUGCUACCACUUUGUUCCUGUCUGGGGCUGGGGCCACCUUGCAACAAUAUAUAAAAUGUUACAGGAUUUCAGCAGGAAUUUAUGUGAUAUACACUAAUUUGAAAUAAAACUGUGUGACCAUCCCCAAACCUUUGCAGGCACAAACAGUAUUAAAAGCAGGAUCAUGUGUAACCAUCCUGGUAGCAUUAUAAGCACAAAUCAUCAAUGUGCAAUAAAAAGGAUGUCUGAAGGAGCCCACUUUUGGAUGAAGAAAAAAACAACAAUAUUUUAAAGCUCCUACCUUCCCACCCCACCAAAAAAAAAAACCCUGCCAGAUCCUAUAAGUUGUGAAUAGGUCUACAUCUCACGAAAAUAAGCAGAUAAAUAGUACAAAUGGUCUUUACAGGAUUAAUGACUUGCCACAGAUAUUUAUAGAAAAUAUUAUAGCAUAGAGACAAGUGGGUGAGGAAGCAGUUGACCAAAGGAAGCAGUGUAUCAUACCAAAUGAAUUUGGUAGUAUCGCGAUGAGCCUAACAAAAGCAGCCAGGAGCCAGGAAUCUGCCAGAAUGCAAAAGAAGAGCUGGACCACUGUUAACAUCAGGAUCUGGGAGGCAAAAUUUUGCAGGAUCUGGACUGAGAGAGCCAGAGUUGGAAGAUAGGUAAGCAAGACCGGGGAAUAAUUUGAGUCAAAUAACAGGCUAAUA
Podarcis muralis (Common wall lizard) is the source of this 3250-nucleotide messenger RNA. Lineage: Eukaryota; Metazoa; Chordata; Lepidosauria; Squamata; Lacertidae. The record is from RefSeq and is a predicted model, not a curated record.